Messenger RNA from Erpetoichthys calabaricus (reedfish), 2676 nucleotides. It is a transcript of the gene ric8a, whose product is annotated as RIC8 guanine nucleotide exchange factor A. Gene Ontology annotation, cellular component: plasma membrane; cytoplasm. The transcript is spliced from 10 exons. Gene Ontology annotation, molecular function: G-protein alpha-subunit binding; guanyl-nucleotide exchange factor activity. NCBI's taxonomy places the organism in Eukaryota, Metazoa, Chordata, Cladistia, Polypteriformes, Polypteridae. Gene Ontology annotation, biological process: G protein-coupled receptor signaling pathway. Bases 393 to 2024 code for a protein of 543 amino acids. The record is from RefSeq and is a predicted model, not a curated record.
UCGAUGCAGUCUGUCACCUUGGAGAUGCUCAUACGUGACAAGAAGUCGCACAUGUCGGCACCAUCCACCGUUCAAGAAUUGAAAUGAGGACCGCACAACGCUGCGCUUUCCGUGACGCCUGUCCUUUACUACGCCCCGUAGGACGGCUCCUAUCUCCGGCCAAUCAGAACAACACAGGGCGUGGUCCAAAUGCCAACCGCAGAUAAACUGCAAGUCCCAGCAGCGCCCGCUCUCCCGGUGAUCCAUCCCGCCUUUAAGCUUAUAACCUCGGGGUUUACGAGUUCCUGGGAUCAGCGCUACAAGAGUGGGACAGCGGCGGCGAGUCACACCCGAGACACCCCGUCGUCAGGACUGCCAGCGCUCGUCGGUCGUGUCGUGUCAAGAUCGGAGCAAUGAAAACGGAGCUGAAUGCGAUCAUAGGGACGGUGCAAACGGGAGACCAGGAUGCCGCAUUGGUGGCACUGCAGGCGUUCAACAAGGAGAAAUGCCAGUGUUUUACGUUUGAAGCAAAUGAAGAAGAGGAGCGGCGGAGGCUGGGUGAGCUGGUGGUCCAGUUCCUGGAGCGAGACCUACAGCCAUCAUGCCAGCUCGCCUGCCUAGAGACCAUCCGCAUCCUGUCCAGAGACAAGAACUGCCUGGAGCCGUUUGCCACCCGUGCCGCCAUGCAGACCCUGGCUCGGCACGCGGGCAUCGAGGCCGGCGAGGGCCUGGCGCCAGAGAUCCCCGACCUGGACGUCAUCGUGGAGGCCCUCAAGUGCCUGUGCAACAUCGUCUUCAACAGCCCCGGCGCUCAAGAGGUGGGAGCGGAGCUGAGGCUCAUCGUCGGCCUGACGGAGCGGCUCAAGCUCUACAACGACCCGCUCUGGACCCACGAGGUGCGCUUCUUCGACCUGAGGCUCACCUUCCUCUUCACAGCUCUACGGGUGGACGUGCGCAGCCAGCUGGCCCAUGAGCUCCGAGGGGUCAGUCUGCUGUCCGACGUGCUGGAGCUGACGCUGGGCCUCCGCUGGCUGGACUCGUUUGAGGUGGGACGUGCCGAUGACGACGAUGAUGAUGGCUGCCUCCCGCUCCCCCGCCAGGAAACGGAACGGGCCAUGGAGAUCCUGAAGAUCCUCUUCAACAUCACCUUUGACGCCAGCCGCCGAGAUGUGGACGAGGAGGAAGCGGCGCUCUACAGACACCUGGGGGCGAUCCUGCGCUACUGCCUGAUGAGCAAGGCCGACGGGGAGGACCGCACUGAGGAGUUACACAGUCACACCAUCAACCUGCUGGGAAACUUACCGCUGAUGUGCCUCGAUGUCCUCUUAGCCCCCAAGGUCCAGCAGGGCUCGGUGGAGUACAUGGGGGUGAAUAUGGACGCCGUCAACGUGCUCCUGGACUUCAUGGACCACAGGCUGGACCGGGGUCACAAGUUAAAGGAGACCCUCACACCUUCCCUGAACCUGCUGACAGAGAGUGCCCGGGUUCACCGGGAGACACGGAAGUUUUUGAGGAUGAAGGUGCUGCCUCCCCUACGGGAUGUAAAGAACCGGCCGGAAGUGGGCAGCUCCCUGCGGAACAAGCUGGUGCGGCUCAUGACGCACAUCGACACCGACGUCAAGCACUGCGCCGCCGAGUUCCUCUUCGUCCUCUGCAAAGAGAGCGUGUCCAGGUUUGUGAAGUACACGGGCUACGGGAACGCCGCCGGCCUGCUGGCAGCCAGGGGUCUCAUGGCGGGGGGCCGAGGUCAGGGCCACUACUCUGAAGAUGAGGACACCGACACCGAGGAGUACAGGGAAGCCAAACCCAACAUUAACCCGAUAACCGGGCGCGUGGAGGAGAAGCUGCCAAACCCAAUGGAGGGAAUGACGGAGGAACAGAAGGAAUACGAAGCCAUGAAGCUGGUCAACAUGUUUGACAAACUGUCCAGGGAGCAGGUGAUCCAGCCGAUGGCGGUGGGACCGGACGGGAGGCUGGCGGCGUUAGAGCAAGUGAUGCACCAGGAGGCGCACUCGUCGUCCGGCUCCGACUCGGAGGCCGACUAAAGGCGCCCGACCAGUGACGCCAGUUGGACGCCAAGCAGAGACUCGUUCCUCACUCCAGUUAGAUUUUCUUUGCUGUUUCGUCCGCUCCGACGCCUCCAUGGUCACACAGCGACUGAAGCCAAUCCAUCAAGUCAUCGACCCGCGGUACAAUCCACGUUCUCUUCAGCUGGCGUUUGGUGUGACAGCCAUCGAUGUCACGGAUGCGUUGUGGGAGGAGAGCGACUUUGCCCUUCCGCCACCGACGACGAGAGUUGGAGAGCCUCGACCCUGGCGGAGAGCCUUCUGCCGGCGUUGGCGCCGGCUCGGGACUUUGCAUGCUUUCUGUCUUGGCACACGACUUCGCCUCUCCGGACUGCCAGUUACAGCGAAGCGCGACGUCGCCGACCGCCCCUCCUGUGUUGUGCUCCCCUCCUCCUCCUCCUUUUGUCAACUUUAGGUGGGCACAGAAUGCGUCACCUGCCACACUGUAAGAACGCAACUCAACCCUGGGCAUUUGGUGCCAAUGAAGGCUGCAGCUCCGUGUGGCAGAAGCACUCCUCGGAAGAAGCAGGACACGUGGGCAUUCACAAGGGGUCUGUCCUGUGGGCGGCCGGGUGGGCAAUCAUCUGCUGAUGUGGCAGGGGAAAUUAAAAUGUUCACUUGUGUUCUGAGA